Molecule: messenger RNA, 1122 nt
Organism: Drosophila elegans
Lineage: Eukaryota; Metazoa; Arthropoda; Insecta; Diptera; Drosophilidae
Gene: CAHbeta
Product: beta carbonic anhydrase 1
Exons: 4
Coding region: 195-962 (255 amino acids)
Molecular function (GO): carbonate dehydratase activity; zinc ion binding
Source: RefSeq, a predicted model, not a curated record
GUUUUGGAAGCAACAAUUCCGAUUUAAGUGCUCCACUGCCGUCAACCGAGCUCCAUCGUAUUUUUUGCUAAACGCGGACGCGUCGUUAUUAUACACAAAUCAAGGAAAAUCAAUUCGGGUGCCAAAGUGCGUGCAAUAAAAGUGUCAAAUUAAGAUUAAGCGAAACCCCCCUCCAAAACAAAAAGAAGUUCGAAAUGGAGCGUAUUUUGAGGGGAAUUAUGAGGUACAGGAAUACCACACGUGAGCAAAUGGUCAAAGAGUUUCAGAAAGUGCGCGAUAAUCCAGAGCCGAAGGCCGUUUUCUUUACCUGCAUGGACAGUAGAAUGAUUCCCACCCGGUACACGGACACCCAUGUGGGUGAUAUGUUUGUGGUGCGUAAUGCUGGCAAUCUAAUACCGCAUGCCCAGCACUUCCAGGAUGAGUACUUCAGCUGCGAGCCGGCGGCCUUGGAACUGGGAUGUGUGGUGAACGACAUACGGCACAUAAUCGUUUGUGGACACAGCGAUUGCAAGGCCAUGAAUCUGCUUUAUCAACUAAGGGAUCCCGAGUUCGCCUCCAAGCUGAACCGUCGUCUCUCUCCUCUUAGAUCCUGGCUGUGCACCCAUGCCAACACUAGUUUAGAGAGGUUCCAGGAGUGGUUUGAUGCAGGCAUGAAGCAUCCUUUGGUCUUCUCUUCCGAGACACCUUUGCGUCGCUUUGUGGCCUACAUCGAUGAGGAACAGAAGUUCGCCGUGGAGGACAAGCUGUCCCAGAUCAACACGCUGCAGCAGAUGUCCAACAUUGCUUCGUACGGAUUCCUUAAGGCUCGUCUAGAAUCCCACGAUCUGCACAUCCACGCGCUGUGGUUCGAUAUUUACACCGGUGACAUCUAUUACUUUAGUCGCGGGGCCAAGCGUUUUAUGCCCGUCGAUGAGGACACCGUGGACCGAUUGUCCGAGGAGGUCAGGAGAUUCUAUUCGUAGGCACAGCCGGCGGACGAACUGGAUUAUCUGUGAUAUGUGGGCCUUAUACCGCGUUCGGCAUUUACAAGUGACCAACCUUUAGGAUUGUUUUGCGUAUUCAUAAGUGUGUAAUUGUUUUUUGUAUAUAAACUUAAGGCCUACGAAGGUUUCAACUUACAAA